Messenger RNA from Mollisia scopiformis, 2316 nucleotides. RefSeq lists its product as uncharacterized. Gene Ontology annotation, molecular function: ATP binding; ABC-type peptide transporter activity; protein kinase activity. Gene Ontology annotation, cellular component: membrane; fungal-type vacuole. Gene Ontology annotation, biological process: protein phosphorylation; transmembrane transport. The coding region runs from base 1 to 2316 and encodes 771 amino acids. The record is from RefSeq and is a predicted model, not a curated record. The transcript is spliced from 4 exons. NCBI's taxonomy places the organism in Eukaryota, Fungi, Ascomycota, Leotiomycetes, Helotiales, Mollisiaceae.
AUGGAAGACACGAACUUGAUUGCUUGCUUGUAUCCCGCAGAAGGCGACCGACUGACAUGGGACGCGAUCCGCAUGCGCGAGAACAGUGGGCGAUAUAUUGCACGCGCACCGCCUGAAAACACCACACCAGAUUAUGGCAGCCGCGAGUCAACAGCCCCGCUGGAGGACGACGACAAGAACACCGACCACCGUGACUUAGACACUCCACCAGGACUCCAACUUACUUUUAACCCAGGGCCGAAAGCUGGCCAAGGGUUUACGAUUGGGACUGAUAAAAACCGUUGCGAUAUCGUUCUGCCGAAACUAUUAGAAAAUAAGAUCGGCCGGCGUCAUUGUGUCCUAACAUUCGAUGCAAAGCGACGAUUGAUAUUGCGAGAUCUCUCAACACACGGAACCACCGUCACAUACGAUGACAAAGGACGAGAGAAGCGACACCAUUUUACCUGGAUCCUAAGCGGUGAGGAGGAACCGGAGCAUGUCGAAAAAAUCGUCAUACAAAUCCAGGAGAUCAAGUUUCAAAUCAUCGUCGCCAAACAUGAGACAUAUCAAGAGAGCUUAAUUAUUCUUUGUCAAAGCCUUGAUGCCUUAACCUCCGUUCAUGAAGACGGUACCAUCCACCAAAAUAUCAAGCCGGAAAAUAUCCUUGUUCAAUCUCGAAGCCCGCUUCACAUAAAACUUGCAGACUUUAGUCUUGCGAAAGCGACCGCUAGUCUACAAACGUUCUGCGGGACACAUCUCUACGCUGCACCUAAAAUCUACACAACUCCUCGUGGUACAUACUACACAAAGGCUUGUGACAUCUGGUCGCUCGGCGUCGUUAUCUUCAAGUACGCCUACGGCCCCCUUCCAGAAUGGGACAACAAAGAUGUGGGACUGCGUUGGUGUAAAAAAAUCAUCAACCUAGUCAAUGACUGGGAUUCUGACCCCUUGGUUGAUUUCCUAUCGACCGCGAUAGUAGUCAUGAAACCAGACGGGCGACUUCUAGCUAAAAAGUGUUGGAAGCAAGCAUUGCAGCUCUCUGCUCCGUUCCAAAACCGCUGCCCAACCCCAACGCAAGCAUCUUACUCCGCGAGCGAUUGUUUAACGGAAGUACCUGACCUCCACCAGGCGACGCCUAGUGCAACACCCACAGAGGUGGCUACUUUUAUUAGAAUGGAAGCCUUCCAAAAUCACAAACCUCAGGAGAGCAAUGUAGCGUCAUCGCAGGCGACAGUAGACCACUACUUGAUUAAUUACAGUACCGAAGAGCAAGAGCUCGAAGAUCAACAAAGCUUAAGAAAUUUAUCAAACGAGGGGGGAGCUCGGGCACGAAAAAUAAAGAGAAAAAAGGGGUCCACAACGGAUUCGGCUCCAGCACCGCGAGAAAGACGGCCAAAAAGUCCCACACACAGCACACGACAUUCUUCAACGGUCCGACGAUCAAAGCGAAUACGACGGAAGGAACACGACCAGCAUCUGCAACAUCCUAGUGUUGACGCUACGGACCUCUUCGGAUCAAAUUGGUUGCGGGAUCCAAAUUGCGUCGGGUCUUCUGUGGCUGUCCUGGCUGAGGACGUAGAUGAAGGGAGGAUAAAUCUGGAGCCUGAAAUAGGCAAUGCGAGUUCUGAGUGGAUCUUGCCGCCAUACAAAGCCAGCGGACAAGCAGAGGAUUCCGAUUCCGUGCCAGAACCCACGACAAUCAACCAUCUUUCAACGAAGGAUGUUGCACCGAUCAUAGAACAGGCACCACCAGUUCUGCCACGCGCUUUCUCCGUGAUGAAGUGGAAUGGCUGCCGGGUUGUACAACGGGGGAGUGACGUUAACAUUAUGCAAGCAGCUAUUUGCAAGGGCCUUCACAAGUGGAUGGCAAAGAGAUCGUGGCUGCUUCAUUGUACAGGAAGUGAAUGGAGUACUCAUGGAAAUUCUUUGGUUGAAGAGGUUGACGGAGCGAACAUGUCACAGGGUCAGCGACAAUUGCUUUGCCUUGCCCGCGCUAUGCUUAGGGGCAGCAAAAUAAUCAUUUUGGACGAAGCAACCGCAUUAAUUGAUUACAGGACGGAUCUAAAGAUCCAAAAGGCGCUUGACGCGAUAGUAGCAACCGACAUUACCAUCGCCCAUAGGCUACAGACCAUCAUUAACUUUGAAAAAGUUCUGGUCCUCGAUCACGGCGAGAUCAAGGAACUUGGGCAUCCUUUCCAGCUGCUCCAAGAUAAGAAAGGCCUUUUCCGAGCGAUGUAUGAAACGAACGGUAACGUAGACGAUCUCGAAAGUCUUGCAGAAGAGUCGUGGGAGAAGAAGACAGGCGGGGCCUGCGUCUCAAUGGGCUCAAUACUAUGA